AUGCUGUGCAAGUGCCCCUGCUCGUUGACUUCUGACCGGCGGUAUGCAAGGCGGAGUGAGGUUGUUGACGGGCUUUUUUAUCACGAUUACUCGGCUAUAUGCCAUGUAUCGGCAAUCAAGAAAGACUCUCACUUUUCUUGGUGCAACCUUGCUGGUUGCCACGGUUGCAAGUUCGUGAUUAUCUCUGACGCCGAUCUUCUAUACGUCUUAAUUGUGCUAUUCUUUUGCUUUGCAACUCGGCUAUCUCCAAAUCUAUCGGACUCAUGUUCCUUGGAAUUAGAGACUUACAAGGGCAUUCUUCAAGUCUCGUUUGCGCAGAUAUUUGUGCUGGCACCGUACCUUAUUCUUAGCGUUAGAGGAUGCUACGCCAAGCGUGUGGCUAACUCCGACACGGUGCCUGCUAUGAUUACAAUCAUAUUCCAAGAAUGA
Suillus plorans is the source of this 429-nucleotide messenger RNA. RefSeq lists its product as uncharacterized. Bases 1 to 429 code for a protein of 142 amino acids. The transcript is spliced from 6 exons. Lineage: Eukaryota; Fungi; Basidiomycota; Agaricomycetes; Boletales; Suillaceae. The record is from RefSeq and is a predicted model, not a curated record.